AGACGAUCCAGUAAUAAUGUCAUGUAGUACCAGUGGGAAUAAUUUCCGCGUUAAGCAACCAACCUUUUUGUUCUUUAGGCUUUCAACGCCUUCGCACCUUCCUUCCUCUUCCCCUCCUUUUAUCCUCCUUCUAUUUUCAACUCUUAUCAUCAAUUUCAUCAUCUAAUCUAAUUCAAAAGAGAAAAUCCCCUAAUUUUAUUCAAUUUUCCUGCAAUUUCUUGAUUUUUCGAUCGAAAAUUAAGAGGGCGUGAUUUGAGUUAAUCAAUAUGAGUUUCAUCUUCGGAAAACGCAAAACUCCUGCAGAGCUUCUGCGGGAGAAUAAGAGGAUGUUGGAUAAGUCGAUACGAGAAAUCGAAAGGGAGAGAGCGGGUUUACAAACGCAAGAGAAGAAAUUAAUUGCCGAAAUCAAGAAGAGUGCUAAGCAAGGGCAAAUGGGAGCUGUCAGAAUCAUGGCAAAAGAUCUGAUUAGAACAAGACAUCAGGUUGAGAAGUUCUAUAAGCUUAAAUCGCAACUUCAGGGUGUUUCCUUGAGGAUUCAGACAUUGAAAUCAACACAAGCCAUGGGAGAAGCAAUGAAAGGAGUUACAAAGGCCAUGGGGCAAAUGAAUAGGCAGAUGAAUCUUCCAUCACUCCAGAAAAUAAUGCAAGAGUUUGAGAGGCAAAACGAGAGAAUGGAGCUCACCAGCGAAGUCAUGGGAGAUGCAAUUGACGACGCUUUGGAGGGAGAUGAAGAGGAGGAUGAAACAGAUGAGCUUGUUAACCAGGUGCUUGAUGAAAUUGGUAUCGAUGUCAACCAAGAGCUUGUGAACGCACCAUCAGGUGCAGUGGCUGCACCUGCAGCUAAGGGCAAGGUUGCCCAGGCUGAAGCAACAACUACUGGUAAUGAUGAUGGUGGGAUUGAUGAUGACUUGCAAGCAAGGUUGGAUAACUUGAGAAGAAUGUAGUCUCAUGUGUCACAUUAGUCCAUACUUUAAACAAGAGAGUUCAAUAUAUGAUGUCUAUUUUGAGCAAAAUUUUCAGCUUAAUGUUUGAUGCAAUGCCAGCUGACUUUAUUUUGUUUGUGUAUAUAAUAAACUUUUAGAUUGAUUUACUUCCUAAUGAAGUUGCAUUUGCCUGGUGAGGUAAAAUAGAUGAUGUUUAUCAAGUUAUUACCACUCAAUAGAGUACAUAUGAAUAUAUAUACAUUUUUUUGCCCAUA
Messenger RNA from Chenopodium quinoa (quinoa), 1198 nucleotides. RefSeq names its product vacuolar protein sorting-associated protein 2 homolog 1-like. The transcript is spliced from 5 exons. The record is from RefSeq and is a predicted model, not a curated record. Bases 267 to 944 code for a protein of 225 amino acids. Gene Ontology annotation, cellular component: multivesicular body; ESCRT III complex. NCBI's taxonomy places the organism in Eukaryota, Viridiplantae, Streptophyta, Magnoliopsida, Caryophyllales, Amaranthaceae. Gene Ontology annotation, biological process: endosome transport via multivesicular body sorting pathway; late endosome to vacuole transport; protein transport.